Molecule: messenger RNA, 654 nt
Organism: Leishmania braziliensis MHOM/BR/75/M2904
Lineage: Eukaryota; Euglenozoa; Kinetoplastea; Trypanosomatida; Trypanosomatidae
Product: a44l protein-like protein
Exons: 1
Coding region: 1-654 (217 amino acids)
Source: RefSeq, a predicted model, not a curated record
AUGAUUGCCGAUCACCCGGAGCAACUCGACCCGGCACUGCUUCGACCUGGGCGGCUCACCACACAUCUCCGGUUUGACUACAUCGAACUGGACGACCUGCUCCGCCUCUGCGGGCUCUUCUUCGGCGCCGAGUACAGCGAGGCUUCGAGUACCCUGACCACCACUGGCGAGGCGAACCUCCACAGGCAGAGAGACGGCUACAGCAAUGGUCGCAUGGUGACAUCUCCCGCGACGCCGCCCCAGCAAGUUCACGAUGGGUUGCUGGAGACGACUGAACGCCACCGCGCCGAGCCGCAAUCGCCUAUCGCACGCGUUUUGAAAGAAAAAACGAACGAUGCAGGUCUUCUGCAGCGGCAGGGUCUGGGGUUCUCCGCGUCGAUGACCGAUGCCAAAAUCAAGGAACGGGUUCUCCGUCAACUCUCUCUGAAGCAAGCGGCCCAGGUGUGCUCAUGCAUCUCAACCUUGGAGGAGGAAGCAUCUUCGCAAGCCCCUCAAGCGCGCGAGAACACCGCGUAUAACUUCUUGAUAACCCCCGCGCAUGUGCAUCACCUGUGCAUGCAUGCCGCUAAUCUGAACGGAUUCCUUGACGCCCUUUCUGCCUAUAUUCGAAACGGGAGCGAGUGCGACACUUGCGAUCGGGGCGACGCAAACUAA